Messenger RNA from Andrographis paniculata, 1420 nucleotides. RefSeq lists its product as uncharacterized. Gene Ontology annotation, biological process: L-threonine biosynthetic process. The transcript has 7 exons. Gene Ontology annotation, molecular function: aspartate-semialdehyde dehydrogenase (NADP+) activity; protein dimerization activity; NADP binding. Lineage: Eukaryota; Viridiplantae; Streptophyta; Magnoliopsida; Lamiales; Acanthaceae. Bases 95 to 1255 code for a protein of 386 amino acids. The record is from RefSeq and is a predicted model, not a curated record.
AAUCAAACUAUAUUCUCCUCAUUUUACCACUUUAUGCUCUGAACCCUACUAAGAAGCCGCCAUCGAAUACCGGCCGCCGCCGCCGCCGCCAAAAAUGAAGCUGCCGACGGUCUCCCUCCACCAACGCCUCCACACUCCCUUCCUCCCGACGGCGAACGCCCUCGCCGUCUCUCUUCCCCGUUCAGCUCGUCUCAAUAAUGGCCGCCCCUUCGCCGUCCGCAUGUCACUCAAGGAAGACGGACCCUCGCUCGCCGUCGUCGGAGUCACCGGCGCCGUUGGCCAGGAAUUCCUCUCCGUAAUCUCCGAUCGCGACUUCCCCUACCGAUCUCUGAAGCUUCUCGCCUCAAAACGCUCCGCUGGAAAAACGCUCACUUACGAAGGCCGGGAUUACAUAAUCGAAGAAUUGACGGAAAACAGCUUCGACGGUGUCGACAUUGCGCUCUUCAGCGCCGGCGGGAGCAUAAGCAAGAAGCUCGGCCCUAUCGCCGUCGCCAAAGGUACGAUUGUGGUGGACAACAGCUCGGCGUUCAGAAUGCACGAGGGGAUUCCGCUCGUCAUUCCGGAAGUGAAUCCAGAAGCCAUGGAAGGAAUCAAGCUCAAGAGCGGUAAAGGAGCCCUAAUUGCAAAUCCAAAUUGCUCCACGAUAAUCUGCCUCAUGGCUGCCACUCCCCUGCAUCGCCAUGCUAAGGUGACACGGAUGGUCGUCAGUACAUACCAGGCGGCUAGUGGUGCCGGUGCAGCAGCAAUGGCGGAGCUUGAACAGCAGACUCGCGAGGUGUUGGAAGGUAAAGAGCCGACUUGUGACAUUUUUAAGCAGCAGUAUGCCUUUAACUUGUUCUCGCACAAUGCACCGGUGCUUUCAAAUGGAUACAACGAAGAAGAGAUGAAGCUAGUUAAAGAGACAAGAAAGAUAUGGAGUAAUAACAACGUUAAAGUUACUGCAACUUGCAUAAGGGUGCCGGUCAUGCGCGCUCAUGCUGAGAGUGUAAACCUUCAAUUCGAGACACCUUUGGAUGAGGACACUGCUAGGGAGAUUCUCAGCAAGGCUCCGGGUGUGGUAGUCAUUGAUGACCGCACGGCCAACCACUUCCCAACUCCGUUGGAAGUUUCUAAUAAAGAUGACGUUGCAGUUGGGAGAAUACGUCAAGAUGUUUCCCUGGAAGGGAAAUACGGGUUGGAUAUAUUUGUUUGUGGUGAUCAAAUUCGCAAAGGUGCUGCUCUUAACGCCGUUCAGAUUGCCGAGCUGUUGCUAUAGGCUCAAACUUCUUUUAUGUUCAGGCAUUUCGAGUAAAAAAAAAACGACGGUAUGAUGAGUUCUUUCCAGCAAUCGAUAGAUUUUAGCCAUAGAGAUUGAAACUCAUGGUGUUUUGUAACUUGGUGCAAUGCAAUUUUGAUGGAUAAUCUAUUUGUCUUGGUGUUA